Perca fluviatilis (European perch) is the source of this 3250-nucleotide messenger RNA. RefSeq names its product butyrophilin-like protein 2. The record is from RefSeq and is a predicted model, not a curated record. The transcript is spliced from 4 exons. Bases 81 to 770 code for a protein of 229 amino acids. Lineage: Eukaryota; Metazoa; Chordata; Actinopteri; Perciformes; Percidae.
UCCAGUUACGCAUUCAUUCAAUCAGUGUCAGUUGAGCUCACAACAACCGGUAGUUUUCUGUCUUCCUACCGGCUCAGUUCAUGGUUAACUUCGAGGUCUUCGUGUUCUGCUUCACUUUUACACUCUGGACGGUCUUUGUUCCUUUUAACACGGCACUACAGACGGACCUUAAAGUUCAGGUGAUUGGGUCCCUUCGGCCAAUCAUCGCCGCCCCGGGCGAUGAUGUCAUCCUGCCGUGCCGGCUAGAGCCCGGCGAGGACGUGCGGGACAAGACGGUGGAGUGGUCCAAGCCGGACCUGAAGCCGGACCCGUCGGACCGGCUGAGCCGCGUCGGCUACGUGCACCUCUACCGGGACAGACGGGAAGUCCCCGACAUGAAGAUCCCGUCGUACGCCCGGAGGACGGCGCUGUUCACCGACGCCCUAAAGGAGGGAGACAUCUCGCUCCGGAUCGCCAACGUGACGCUCGCCGACACGGGCCGGUACCGAUGCUACGUGCCCAAGCUAGACUGCCACUCCAUCGUCGAACUCGUCGUCGAGCCACGCUCUGUUGAAACCUGGACGACGGAGACGCCGCUGCAUCCCAAAAUCCUCCAGACUCCAGGUCACAACGAUGAGACGGCUGUUAAAGGUGGGCGUCUGUACCUGAGCGUACCGAUCCUCGGUGUGUUUGGCUGCAUCGUCCUGAUCCUGAGUGCUGGACUCAGCGCAUAUUUACUCAAACUAAGGCCUCAACACCAAACUGUAAGUCAGGACAACUUGCUCGUUUAAGAGAGAGCACCAGCGCUACCUUCACUACUACAUCUGGGACAACGUUCAGUCGGGAGAUGGCUGCCGCGGCAUUUCACCGGACCUUUUAACCGACCCACGGUGGAAGACAAAAGACAACGUGUUAUUCUCUGUAUCACAUGGUUCUCCUCCACCAGCUGGGGGGGACUGGGAGGGAAAUACACCGUUCACUAACUGGCUCUUUGUGGUUCUGUUGUUGUAACGACGCUGUGUGACCAGAGGCCCCGCGUUAUGGAGCAAGGUUUGGCCUCAACGAGGUGACUUCAGGGUUUGGUGGCUCACGGCGGUGGAUCGCUUGUUGCCGGGUCAACGGCGCCUUCACAUCGGCACAGUAGGAUGCGUUAAACAAGUUGAACUCGUACGACAGACAUUAGGGGUGUGCAAAAAACAAACAAAAAAAAUCGAUUCAAGCUCUACCAAUUCAAAAUCGUUGGCUUAUUUUAUUAUUGUAUGUCUACUACUAAUCACAUGGGAAUAGUAACUACAUUUACAUACUGUGAAUCGUUUUUUUAAAUCGAGAAUCGUUCUUCAUUCCACAUUUUCUGAAUCGUGCACCCCUAGUUCCUGUCUGACAAUUUUAUUAAGGCAGUUGAUACGAUACCUGCUAUGGCUCGGUUGGUUAGCAACAGACAACGGACUAUUGAUAUUACAGUGUUUUCGUUUAGGAUUUUUUUUAUUUUUUUUUAGCAGUGGGGGCAGGUCUCGUCACUUUAUUAUAUCGCUAUAUCGCAUUUAACUGACCCAACCUAUCAACAUCCUGGGCAGCUUUUCUCCACGCAGGACCCAAAUGCAGAGACAGCAGGCAAAAGUACUAAGCUUGAGGAUUUAAUAUCAUACACAAGAUAUACAACCCAGGAGUCCUCAAGACAGCAGGCAAGGAAAUCCAAAACGUGGUAGCAGUCAAAAAAAACAAAAACAGGAAGUAAACAAGACAUGACAAGGGAGGAAAAACAGACUACCAAAAUAAAACAGGAAACAGAACAAAUACACAAUCAUAACAGCAACAGCCUUUCUGUUUAUGAUAGAUAGAUAGAUAGAUAGAUAGAUAGAUAGAUAGAUAGAUAGAUAGAUAGAUAGAUAGAUAGAUAGAUAGAUAGAUAAGAGGUCAUAGAGAAUUUUUAUUCGGAGCUGAUUUCAAGUGCCAGUGUGAAGGCGCCGUCACGGAGAGUCCACGGAUCUGAACUGGAUUACUGCGGUUUAGUCACGAUGUCACUCUUGGAAGAUUUAAAAUGACAUUUCGCACAAACACAACCUCCAAAGUUAGGCCAAUAACCUCUGACACGGACAUAUUUCUCUUUACAAUUUAAGACUUGAGAUGGUAAAGGCACCACGGUGCUUUUAUUUUAUUUUUAUUUUUUUACCUCUGUUCUUAAAAUCUCAUUAAACUUUAUUAUCUGUUUACAAAAUGAACCCGAACACUACAACGAGGAAGAAGAUGUUGGACAGAUAUUAAGAACGUACGGAUUUACCUCAAGUCUUCAACACACUGUGUAUUUACGACAUGCCAAAUAAUACGUACACUAACCAUAGAUAUGCUUUUAUAAAACUGAUGUGUGGACGUUGGGUCAACUUGUCAUCUGUUGCAUUUUCGCAGCAGCCAAUUUUAUUCCUCAAGUCUUUACUAGCUGAGAUAAGAUCAUCUUUUGGGCAUUUUUAGGCCUUUAUUUUGAUGACGUCGAGGAGUGAAUCUCUGUAUACAGAGGCUUGUAAAGGUAUUCAUACCCCUUGAACUUUUCCACAUUUUGUCACGUUACAACCACAAACAUGAAUGUAUUUCAUUGGGACUUCGUGUGAUGGACCAACACAAAGUGGCCCAUAGUUGUGAAGUGGAAGGAAAAUGUAACAUGGUUUUCAAUUUUUUUUUUUUUUUACAAAUAAAAAAAACUGAAAAGUGUGGCGUGCAAAAGUAUUCAGCCCCCCCUCAAGUCUUUUUUGGGGUUAUGUCUCUACCAGCUUUGCACAUCUAGAGACUGAAAUUUGUGCCCAAUUCUUGUUUUACAAAAUAGCUCGAACUCAGUCCGAUUGGAUGGAAAGCAUCUGUGAAAGGCAAUGUUCAAGUCUUGCCAGAUAUUCUCAAUUGGAUUUAGGUCUGGACUUUGACCGGGCCAUUCUAACACAUGAACACAUGAAUAUACUUUGAUAUAAACCAUUACAUUGUAGCUCUACCAACUGGGCCACCCAGGCGCCCAGCUGAGAUAUUUCUUAAGUUUCAAUGGUUCUCUCUCUCUCUCCCCCUAACUGACCCCAGCAUCACCUUAUUUAUAUUAUACCAUAUAUUACAUUGUUGGGUUUUAUUAUGUAAAAACUAUAUGCAAUGAAGUGUGUGUGUGUGAGACUGUUUGUGGUCCAGUAUAGUAUUUUCUAGUUUGUUGCACUCUGUUCUUGUUUUCAAAUGUUGCUCUAAUGUUUGGUCUCGUGGUUACAAGGAGAAGCUGCUAAAUAAAUCACAUUUUUGAAAUGAC